AAUUAAAUAUCUCAUUAUUUAAACGUAUUCAUUUCUCUAAUGGACGGUAGGGGAGAAAUGAUUUCUUUUCUCAAAUAAAAAAGUUCAUAUUAUGAGGCUAUAAAAAAAUUUCGAUAAAUGGCCGUUAAAAACUUAAAUUUUAAUGUAUUUCCUGAUUUCGCCCGAAUUAGACGGCUCUCUUUAUUUUUAAUUUAAAUGGUUCCAUUCUUUCUGAGUCGGAAACAAAUUUGACGCCAAAGAUUUGAUAGUUAGUUGAUCGAUUAUCAAAAAAACAAGCAUGAUUUUCACAAAAAUUCUGAUGCCACUUCUUUUCGUGUUUGGCGUGGGUGCAAAUUUGUCAGCACUCUACAUGCUGAAAAGACAGUGGAAAAAGAUCCAGCAGCACAUUGUCAGUCACACUUUAGUCCACUUGGCAGUCUCAGACAUCAUCUACCUUUCAGUGCUCGGAGUGAUGAGCUGGGAACAGCUGACGGGAAAAAUCAUUUCCCCAUAUCUGUGCAAGCCUAAGUUCUUCUUUGAUGUCUUGUCACAACACGUGAGUGCGUGGCUGAUUGUUACUAUGAGUCACGAGCGGUAUCAAGCCAUGAACAACCCAUACGCCUACAACUCCACAUACCAAACGAAGAAUGCCAUAGCACUUGUGUUCGUCUGGAUCAGCGGACUAGUUGUAUCUGCGCCAAUUGGAGUGUUCACAGCUGCAAUUGAGGAACCCUAUCCAGACCUGGGCAUCAGAACCACAGCCAACACAUCAGUGCUACACUGUGGAAGCACCUGGAACCCUGUCUGGAAAUCUGUCUAUUUCUCCUCACUGGCUGUGAUGGAGUGUUUGCUACCUGUGAGUCUGAUGGUGUUCUUCUACAUCGGAGUGUUCAAGAAUUUCCUUCGCCAAAUCAGAAAUCCUAGGAGUGCAUUGGCGCAUAUCAACCAGAACAGACUCAGUGCCGUACUUGGACUAAUAGUUGUCAGCUUCAUCGUCUCCUACGGUCCCUUCUAUAUUUCUCAAAUGGUCAAUGAGUUCCACUUGUUCGCAAACCAUCAAGUGGCUGUUAUAUACAUGACAGUCGUGUUCCAAAUUCUAACAUAUGUCAACAGCUGUUUAAGUCCUAUUCUCUACAGCGGAUUCACGAAGAAGUUCAUGUUGAUACGAGACUUGGCCGAUUCGUCGCCACCCGGUGCGAACUACCCGGUGGUCACGCCGUGCGAUGACGACGACGACAACGAAGAGCACAAGGUCGCUUUCGUUCCAUCGACGUCGCGUUUGUCAUGCGAAGUGAGCAACAAAAAUGAGUGUACGGGAGCUUAACGACGUGAUCAACUGCUAUUUAAUCAUAUCUGUUAUUUUACCAUUUAUGUUUUGACAUUUGAAGCUCCCCUAUUUUCUUAUUUUGUCGUAGAUUAACCCCGACUGAUUUGCUCAGUGCUAUUUGAGAAUAUUAUUAAAAAGUUUAAUUACACAUUUAUAGUCU
Symsagittifera roscoffensis is the source of this 1466-nucleotide messenger RNA. Its product is annotated as somatostatin receptor type 4-like. The transcript has 5 exons. Gene Ontology annotation, biological process: G protein-coupled receptor signaling pathway; cellular response to hormone stimulus. The record is from RefSeq and is a predicted model, not a curated record. Bases 278 to 1303 code for a protein of 341 amino acids. Gene Ontology annotation, molecular function: G protein-coupled receptor activity; peptide binding. Gene Ontology annotation, cellular component: plasma membrane. Lineage: Eukaryota; Metazoa; Xenacoelomorpha; Acoela; Convolutidae.